Messenger RNA from Zeugodacus cucurbitae (melon fly), 2672 nucleotides. RefSeq names its product probable ATP-dependent RNA helicase DDX23. Gene Ontology annotation, cellular component: catalytic step 2 spliceosome. Lineage: Eukaryota; Metazoa; Arthropoda; Insecta; Diptera; Tephritidae. Bases 114 to 2546 code for a protein of 810 amino acids. Gene Ontology annotation, molecular function: RNA helicase activity; ATP binding; RNA binding. The transcript is spliced from 2 exons. The record is from RefSeq and is a predicted model, not a curated record. Gene Ontology annotation, biological process: mRNA splicing, via spliceosome.
CGUCAAAUAGUUUUCAGUGGAAAUCAGCCGUGUAGUUUAGUAAACGUUUUCAUUUAUUCCUAUUUUAUCAACUCCGUAAUUUUAAAGAAAAGAAAAUCUAGGAAGACGUCGAUAUGGUCAACGACAAAAGGCGCCGUUCGCAUUCAAGGGAACGUCGAGAUAGAGACCGAGACAGGGAUCGUGAACGUGAGCGUGAUAGGGAUUAUGAGCGGGAACGUGACCGAGAUCGUGGUCGCGACCGGGAACGGGAGAAAGAACGUAUUAGACCUCGUUCCAGGUCGCGAGGAAGAGAUCGAGAUAAGCCCAUCGACAAACGUCGUAUAGAAGAGAAAGUAAAAGAUGAAAAGGAGGAGAAAAAACCUAACAUCAAAGAAGAUUUAGAAUUGGAAGAGCUCAAAUUGAACGAUGAUAAAAGCAAAUCUAUUAAAAAGGAACCGCUUUCACUUGAGGAGCUACUUGAGAAAAAGAAAAAAGAAGAGGAGACAAGAAGCAAACCUGUGUUCCUUACAAAAGAACAAAGAGCAGCGGAGGCCUUGAAACGUCGUCAGGAAGAGGUGGCUGCAAUGCGUAGUGCUCAAAGCGCUGCAACUGCUGCAGCAAUUGCUGGAACCGAUAACGCCAAUAAUGGGAUGUCACUCACACAACUUAAAAAUGAAAGAAUGGAUCGCAAAGACCGUGAACGGGAAUAUGAUCGUCGUGAUCGGGAAAAAGGUAGAGAUCGGGAACGAGAUCGAGAUAGGGAUCGUGAGAGAGAUAGAGACAAGGACAGGGACAGAGAUAGCAAACGCGCUGAAGAUCUGACACACAAGGAUAAAGAAAAAGAAUUGGAAGCGAUACGAGAACGCUAUUUGGGCAUUAUAAAGAAGAAACGACGCGUACGUAGACUUAAUGACCGUAAAUUUGUGUUCGAUUGGGAUGCUGGAGAAGACACCUCCAUUGAUUAUAACAACUUAUAUAAAGAACGGCACCACGUGCAAUUUUUCGGUCGUGGUAAUGUUGCUGGAAUUGAUAUCAAAGAGCAGAAGCGCACACAGAGUAAGUUUUAUGGAGAUUUAUUAGAGAAACGACGAACAGAAGCCGAGAAGGAACAAGAGAAGGUGCGGCUAAAAAAGGUUAAACGUAAAGAAGAUAAGCAAAAGUGGGAUGAUCGUCACUGGUCUGAAAAGGCGCACGAUGAGAUGACCGAACGCGAUUGGCGUAUUUUCAGAGAAGAUUACAAUAUCACCAUUAAAGGUGGUAAGAUUCCCAAUCCCAUACGAAGUUGGGCAGAAUCAGGUUUUCCUAAGGAAAUUAUUGAAAUUAUCGAUAAAGUUGGCUAUAAAGAACCCACACCCAUUCAAAGACAAGCUAUACCGAUUGGUUUGCAAAAUCGCGAUAUUAUUGGCGUCGCAGAAACUGGUUCUGGUAAAACUCUAGCUUUUCUUAUACCGCUGUUAUCGUGGAUACAAUCACUACCAAAAAUAGAGCGACUCGAAGAUGCAGAUCAAGGACCAUAUGCUAUCAUAAUGGCACCUACACGCGAGUUGGCACAACAAAUAGAAGAAGAAACCAUUAAGUUUGGUCAACCACUGGGCAUACGUACGGUGGUUGUUGUGGGUGGUCUUUCGCGAGAAGAGCAAGGUUUCCGUCUACGUUUGGGUUGUGAAAUUGUUAUUGCGACACCUGGUCGUUUGAUCGAUGUGUUGGAGAACCGAUACCUCGUAUUGAGUCAGUGUACAUAUAUUGUGUUGGACGAAGCAGAUCGUAUGAUUGACAUGGGUUUCGAACCCGAUGUGCAAAAGAUUCUUGAAUACAUGCCGGUUACAAAUUUGAAGCCCGACAGCGAGGAAGCCGAAGAUGCGAGUAAAUUGAUGGAAAACUUCUACUCAAAAAAGAAAUACAGACAAACUGUCAUGUUUACGGCAACUAUGCCUCCGGCUGUAGAACGCUUGGCACGUUCAUAUUUACGCCGACCGGCGACUGUGUACAUUGGCUCUGUAGGCAAGCCAACCGAACGUACCGAGCAAAUCGUGUUCAUGAUGGGCGAGCACGAUAAGCGUAAGAAAUUGAUGGAAAUACUCUCCAAAGGCAUCGAACCGCCAGUCAUCAUUUUCGUCAAUCAAAAGAAGGGUGCCGAUGUCUUGGCCAAAGGUUUGGAGAAAUUGGGCUACAAUUCGUGCACACUUCACGGUGGCAAAGGCCAAGAACAGCGUGAAUAUGCGCUUGCCGCACUUAAGUCCGGUGCCAAAGACAUGUUGGUCGCCACAGAUGUCGCUGGUCGUGGUAUCGACAUCAAAGAUGUGUCUCUAGUCAUCAAUUAUGACAUGGCGAAAACAAUUGAGGAUUACACACAUCGUAUUGGACGUACAGGACGUGCCGGCAAGAAUGGUGUGGCGAUUUCGUUUGUUACCAAAGAUGAUAGUGCGCUCUUUUAUGAUCUUAAGCAAUGUGUUAUGGCCAGUCCGGUGUCGAUUUGCCCACCAGAACUCAUGAAUCACCCAGAUGCACAACACAAACCGGGCACCGUGGUCACAAAGAAGAGACGAGAGGAGAAAAUAUUCGCUUAAGUUAAGAGACCACACAGAUAAACUGUAGUACAUACUAAACAUUUCGUCAGCCGUUUUUAAAUAAAUUAAGUGUCAACUAAUGGUGUUUAAUGCAAGACAUUGAACGCACAGAUUACAAAAAUAUAA